AUGACUGCCUUCUUUGUCGACUGGGAUCUCUGGCAAGAGAUGACUUUCGUUCUUGGGUGCUGCAUCGUUCUUGUUUUCGCCAUGGGACUUGUGAAACUAUGGUGGUCUAACCGAGCCAUACGCCGUCUUGAGAUUAUCGACGAGGAGAAGCGCGCACGAAUCUCCCUCAUGUCGCGUUGCGGUAUCGAAAACAUGCGACCUCCCGAGAUUCCUUUCGGUGUUCGUGCUAUCCUGAGCGGCGUCGAGGUGGAGGGUAUCUGGAUCUCAAGGCCCAAUUCGCCUGGGCCAUGCCAGCUCACACCAGUAGCAACUCAAGUUGGUCGCCGCAUUAGAAUAUCCAAAGGAAAGGGGAAAAUGAUAGACAUGGGCUCAUCAGAAUGUCUAUCAGACACACUCGACUCCGAAACUUCGCCAAGUUACCCAACAUCUACAAAGACAAAGACAUCUCAGCAAGAUGGCAUUGCUUCAAUAGAGGUCAUCCAGUGCCAACAAGAACAUGUCAGCUCAGCUAGUUCAAUGACGAAAACUCAAAUUGACUCGAUUGUCCGACGCAAUUCACAGAUAAACUGCAACCGCACCGGUUCUAGAUCACCUAGCAGUUGCAACGAUGACUUCAUUACGCCAGAACAAACACCACCGGGAUCUACCUAUAGAGCAGCUGAAUGCCUUGCCACACGUGAGAAAGCCAUCGACGGGAAGCAUGGCAAUGCCAAGCGGGCACCCCAGGGUCCUCAGAUCAGAGAAAAGGCGAUUAAUAUCGGAAUCGUCAAGCAGUUAGCAAAUCAUCACGAAUUCUUGUAA
This is a messenger RNA of Fusarium proliferatum ET1, 801 nucleotides long. RefSeq lists its product as uncharacterized. Lineage: Eukaryota; Fungi; Ascomycota; Sordariomycetes; Hypocreales; Nectriaceae. The coding region runs from base 1 to 801 and encodes 266 amino acids. The record is from RefSeq and is a predicted model, not a curated record. The transcript has 3 exons.